This is a messenger RNA of Spirometra erinaceieuropaei, 946 nucleotides long. NCBI's taxonomy places the organism in Eukaryota, Metazoa, Platyhelminthes, Cestoda, Diphyllobothriidea, Diphyllobothriidae. The record is from the annotation of a GenBank genome assembly.
AUGCUGGGAAUCCACGCCAUCUGCAGUCUGACCGUGACCUCAGUCGCAAAACUCACGGUUGAAACAAUCAAGCAAGAAACAACACACACUCACUAUCUUCCCCUCCCCCCCCGCCGCCCCACUCACCAGAAUGUUAGGGAGAAUCCGCCCACUCUGGCGGCCUGGAGUGUUCGUUCCCUUUUAAACUAUCAGAGGAGCAACCGACCGGAACGGAAGACGGCGCUGGUGGCUCGGAAACUGGCGCGCUACAAGGUGGACAUCGCAGCACUCAGCGGGACCUGGUCCACCGAACAAGGUUGGUACCGGCUACACCUUCUUCUGGGGCGGUCGUGCAUAGGCAGAGGGACAGAACGCUAGUGUCGUUUUCGCCAUCCGGAACGACAUCGUUGGACGACUGCCCUGUCUGUCGCAGGGCAUUAACGAUCGUCCGAUGAGCCUUAGUCUUCCUCUCCAAGGAGGUGAAUUCGCCACCGUCGUCAGUGUCUAAGCUCCCACGAUCACCAGCCCUGAGGAGGCGAAGAACAAAUGCUACGAGGACCUACAUGCCAUCCUGACGUCUUAGCCGAAUUCGGAUAAUUUGAAUGCCAGUGGUGACUUUAAUGCUCGUGUUGUCACAGAUCAUGCGGCGUGGAGUGGAGUGCUGGGUCGCCCUGGUCUCAACGGCUCUAAUGACAAUGACCUGCUUCUCCCACGAACCUGCGCAGAACGCCGGUUCCUCCUGACCGACACUCAAUUCCGCCGCUUGAUGCAAGAGAAUGCCACUUGGACGCACCCUCCGUCGCGUAAAUGGCACCUGCUGGCCUGUGUCCUCGGUAGGAGGCGAGACCAGCGUAACGUGCUGGUGACAAAGGCGAUCGCGGGUGCUGAUGGGUGGACCGACCACCGCUUCGUCAUCUCGAAGAUGCGUAUUCGCCUACAGCCUCGCAGGAGACCACAAGAUAAGUGA